This is a messenger RNA of Triticum aestivum (bread wheat), 4070 nucleotides long. Its product is annotated as disease resistance protein Pik-2. Gene Ontology annotation, molecular function: ADP binding. The record is from RefSeq and is a predicted model, not a curated record. Bases 81 to 3890 code for a protein of 1269 amino acids. The transcript has 3 exons. Gene Ontology annotation, biological process: defense response to other organism. Lineage: Eukaryota; Viridiplantae; Streptophyta; Magnoliopsida; Poales; Poaceae.
UCUGCACGCACCUCGUAGGUUACUCUCGCGCUCUAUUAUCCCCCACAGGCCACAACCAAUCCACAACUCACCAAUUAAUCAUGGAGGCGACGGCGCUGAGCGUCGGCAAGUCGGUGCUAAAUGGGGCGCUUAGCUACGCCAAAUCGGCGGUGGCCGAGGAGUUGGCUCUGCAGCUGGGCGUUGGACGCGACCAGGCCUUCAUCACGGGGGAGCUGGAGAUGAUGCAGUCUUUUCUCAUGUCGGCGCACGACGAGGGAGACGGCAACAACAUGGUGGUGAAGACCUGGGUGAAGCAGGUCCGCGACGUGGCCUACAUCGUCGAGGACUGUCUCCAGGAUUUCGCCGUCCGUGUCAACAGGCAACCAUGGUGGCGCACGCUGAUCCACCGGCACAAUGUGGCAAAUCAGAUGAAAGAGCUCAGGGCCAAAGUGGACGAUGUCAGCCAGAGGAACAUACGCUACCAGCUCAUCAAGGGCUCGUCAGCUGCUUCAACUUCCUCCUCCAACUCCAAGCGACCAGCAGCUGGCAAAUCUGGAUCAACGUUAAUGUUUGGCAUCCAUGGCGCCUCCAAGCAGCACAACCAAUCAAACGUGGAUCUUACCCAGUUGCUCAUGGUCAGCUGCAAUAAUGAUGAUCUUGGGCUUGGGGUGAUCGCCGUGUGGGGAACAAGUGCUGAUCUCGGGCAGAUGUCCAUCAUCAGGGCGGUCUACGAGAAUCCAGAUGUCACAACAAAAUUCACAUGUCGAGCUUGGGUCAGGCUGACACAUCCUUUUAAUCCAAAGGACUUCAUCCAGAGCUUAGUGGAGCAGUUUCAUCAUACUACAACAGCUGCUGUUAUGUUGGAAAUGGACCAGAAGACGCCGCAGCAGCUGGCUCAGGAGUUUAAUGGGUAUGUGAACAAGAAAAGGUAUCUGAUUGUGAUCAAUGACCUAUCCACCAUCGAGGAGUGGGAUCGGGUCAAAAGGUGCUUCCCAAACAACAACAUGGGGUGUAGAAUCAUAGUGUCCACACCGCAAGCUGAAGUUGCGACCUUAUGUGCAGGGCAAGAAUACAAUGUAUCAAAGCUCAAGCAAUUGUCAGCUCAUCAGUAUAUCUAUGCUUUCCACAACAUGCGCUCUGAGCAUGAAACAUUAGACUUAAUUGGGACAAGUUCAUGCUCAAACGAAGACAUUAUGAAUAAUACUGACAACUCAACAGUGCCAAAUUCUGAGAUAAUUGAGGAUACAUCUACAGAAGCUGCUGAUGGAAAGAGCCUCACAUGGAACAGGAAGAUGGAAUCUCAUAUUGUUGGACGAGCUCAAGAAAAAAAAGAUAUUAUUGAACUAAUAUCUCAUCCAACUAGAGAAAGUUUUGAGGUGAUAUCCAUUUGGGGAAUGGGUGGUCUUGGGAAAACCACUAUAGUGAAGGACAUCUAUCAAAGCCAAGAACUCAUUGGCACGUUUGAGAAGCGUGCUUGUGCCACAAUUUUGCGUCCUUUCAGUCUUUUAGAGCUUCUCAGGAGCUUAUUUAUGCAACUUGACACGGAAACUUCUGAAAAGAAGGCUGAUGUGGGUUUGCCUGCAAGCAAAACGGAGAGAUUAACAUCCUCGAAACAGGCUCUCGCCCCUGCAAGCAAAAAGGAGAGAUUAACAUCCUCGAAACAGGCUCUCGCCCCUGCAAGCAAAAAGGAGAGAUUACCAUCAGUGAAAGAGAGAUUACUAUCAAUGACAGUUGAUGACUUGAUCAAUGAGUUAGCAAUAUUGGUAGACAAAAAAAGAUGCCUUAUUGUUCUUGAUGAUGUAUCAUCUACUGCAGAAUGGGAUCGGCUACAACCAGUAAUUUUCCAGAAGAUGGGAAAUACAAGCCGAAUCAUAGUCACUACAAGGUUGAAGAGUAUUGCUCUACAUUGUUCAGAGAAGAAACAAGAAAAUAUAUACAAGCUUGAAGAUCUAGCGUACGAGUAUGCGCGUGAGCUCUUCACUAAAAAGGUAUUUAGGAAGAUAAUAGAUUUGGAUAAGCAUUAUCCAGAGCUAGUCGAACCAGCCGAAUUGAUCCUGAGGAAGUGUGGCCGACUACCCCUUGCAAUAGUCACCGUAGGUGGCUUUUUAGCAAACCAACCAAAGACUUCUCUGGAAUGGAGGAAAUUUUAUGAUCAUAUCAGUGCGGAGAUGGAGAUGAAUCCUGAGCUUACAACCAUAAGAAGUGUUCUUAUGAAAAGCUAUGAUGGUCUACCCUUCCACCUCAAGUCCUGUUUCUUGUACACAUCCAUAUUUUCUGAAGACCGUAAGCUUGAGCGGAGACGCUUGGUGCUUCGGUGGACUGCAGAGGGGUACUCAAGGGAGGUGCGUGAUAAGUCGGCGGAGGAAAUAUCAGAUAGCUACUUCCUGGAACUUAUAAGCAGGAGCAUGAUACUGCCAUCUCAAAAAUCAUUCCAUAGCAUAAAAGGAAUAGAUUCCUGCCAAGUCCAUGAUCUCAUUCGUGAGAUCAGCAUCUCAAAGUCUAUGGAAGAAAACCUUGUUUUGAGACUAGAGAAAGGUUGUAAGCUGAAUAGCCAGCAGGGUAAUGCACGCCAUCUUGCUAUAAAUGGCAAUUGGGAAGGAGAGCAGAGUGAUUUUGAGAGGAUGGUGGACAUGCCCCGUGUACGGUCAGUAACUGUUUUGGGGAAGUGGAGGCCAUUCUUCAUGUCGGUGAAGAUGAGGAUGCUACGAGUUCUGGACUUGGAAGACACGACAGGUCUCGUCGAUCAUCACAUUAAGCAUAUUGGGAAGCUUCUUCACCUAAUAUACCUAUCUCUGAGAGGAUGUGAAGAUAUUUAUCACCUGCCAGAUUCAAUCGGCAACCUGAUGCAACUGCAAACACUUGAUAUCAGAGGUACCUCCAUACUGAUACUGCCGAGAAGCAUCGUCAAGCUUCGGAAGCUGCAAUAUCUUCGUUGCAGUAAUAAUAACAAGCUUAAAUGGCGUGUUGGACCGAUAGACUACUAUGAUUCACAUCCUUAUUUGAAGACAUGCAUGGUUUUUUGUACUGGAUGUUGCAUACCUCGGGAAGUAAUACAAACUGAUGGCUUCAACCAGCGUGAUGUAUGCACCUUCACAUGUUGCGCGGCAAUCCCUUUUCUGAUGAAGGGGUAUGGCAAUGGUGUUGGCGUGAGGGUGCCAAGAGGGAUUAGGAGAAUGAAGGCCCUGCAUACAUUACAGGGUGUAGACCUGGUCGCGUCCAGAGGCAUUGCUUUUCUGCGGAACAUCAAAGGACUCAUGGGGCUACGUAAGCUAGGAGUGGUCCGCCUACAAGCUAGGAAUGCUUCAGAGUUUUGUGCUGUCGUUUCCAGUCUCAACCUUCUAGAGUCAUUGUCAGUGACUCCAGAGGGUGGACACGAUUUGCGUCUGGAUGGCAUUUCCUCGCCUCCAAGUAACCUCCGGAACCUCAAGCUGAACAUGGCAACUUUCCCCAUUCAAAGCAUGGCCAAAUUGCCGGAAUGGGUCAAGAAGCUUGAGAACCUUGUCAAGCUGAGGAUCGAGUUCGCAACAUCUGGCCAAGAGGAGCAGGAUGCUGCUAUAGGAGCCCUGGGGAAUCUACUGAACCUAGCCGUCUUGCGUCUCAAUGUGGUUAGUUUCCGUGGUGAAGAACUACAUUUCGUGGCGGAGGCAUUCCGGAGCCUCGUCGUGCUGGAGCUUUCACGGACAACUAAAAUGAGGUUGGUUGAGUUUGAGCAGGGAGCAAUGCCCAAACUCCAGCAGCUUCUCCUCCAGUAUCUGAAUACCGAGACUAGGUUUCUUGGACUGGACUCUCUCGGAAGCAUCAAGGAAGUAGGGAUCACCGAGCACCUUAUCACCGAGGAGUUGCGGGCCCAGGUCGCUUUGAAUAGAAACAAGCCCAUCCUAAAUACAGUCCCACCAGGUCGCUUUGAAUAGAAACAAGUCCAUCCUGAAUAAAUUAUAAGCUCUCUCUCUCUUCAUGGCAGGGCAGGCAUCUGUUGUAAACAUAUUUGUAUUAUUAUUUUUUCUGUAUCUUAAUUUGGUCGAUACAAUAUGCGUACCUGUAUAUUGUCAUGGGUAGGGUAAUACUAAUACAUGCAUCCUUCUUAAUUCUCU